Molecule: messenger RNA, 2523 nt
Organism: Rangifer tarandus platyrhynchus (Svalbard reindeer)
Lineage: Eukaryota; Metazoa; Chordata; Mammalia; Artiodactyla; Cervidae
Source: the annotation of a GenBank genome assembly
AUGGAUGAGUCGGCCCUGCUGGAUCUGCUGGAGUGCCCUGUGUGCCUGGAGCGGCUGGAUGCCUCUGCCAAGGUCUUACCUUGCCAGCACACGUUCUGUAAACGCUGUUUGCUGGGCAUCGUCGGUUCCCGGAAUGAACUCAGAUGUCCCGAGUGCCGGACUCUGGUUGGCUCGGGUGUGGAGCAGCUUCCAAGCAACAUCCUGCUGGUCAGACUUCUGGACGGCAUCAAGCAGCGGCCGUGGAAGCCCGGCCCUGUGGGGGGCAGUGGCACCAACUGCACCAGCGCCUUGAAGGCUCAGAGCAGUGCUGUGGCCACCUGCAGCCCCAAAGAUGGCCCGAGCUCACAGGGUGGCCCCCAGCCGCGGGCGCAAGCCUGGAGCCCCCCGGUGAGGGGAAUACCUCAGUUACCAUGUGCCAAAGCGUUAUACAACUACGAAGGCAAGGAGCCCGGGGACCUUAAGUUCAGCAAAGGCGACAUCAUUGUCCUGCGGCGACAGGUGGAUGAGAACUGGUGCCACGGCGAGGUUGGCGGGGUCCACGGCUUCUUCCCCACCAGCUUCGUGCAGAUCAUCAAGCCGUUACCUCAGCCCCCGCCCCAGUGCAAAGCACUUUAUGACUUUGAAGUUACAGACAAGGAAGCUGACAAAGACUGCCUUCCGUUUGCAAAGGACGACGUUCUAACUGUGAUCCGCAGAGUGGAUGAAAACUGGGCUGAAGGCAUGCUGGCAGACAAAAUAGGAAUAUUCCCAAUUUCAUAUGUUGAGUUUAACUCCGCAGCCAAGCAGCUGAUCGAGUGGGACCAACCCCCCGGGCCAGCGGUUGCGGCGGGCGAGGGCACCCCCGCCACCACCCCAAGCAGCACGGCCCCCAAACAGCCAGAUGGCAAGAAGAACACCAAGAAGCGGCACUCGUUCACCUCGCUGAGCAUGGCCAGCAAGGCGUCGCAGGCCGCCCAGCAGCGCCACUCCAUGGAGAUCAGCCCCCCGGUCCUCAUCAGCUCCAGCAACCCCGCAGCCGCGGCACGCAUCGGCGAGCUGGCCGGGCUCUCCUGCAGCGCGCCCUCUCAGGUUCACAUAAGUACCACCGGCCUGAUUGUGACCCCACCCCCCAGCAGCCCCGUGACCACCGGCCCCGCAUUCACGUUCCCGGCGGAGGCCCCUUACCCAGCCACCCUGGCAACUCUGAAUCCUCCUCUCCCCCCGCCCCCUCUCCAGGCGGCCACCCCCACGGGCACUGCUGUUGCUGCCGCCGCCGGGAUGGGCCCCAGGCCCGCAGCCGGACCCACUGACCAGACCACACACCCGCGGCCACAGCCCCGCCCCAGCGUGUAUGUUGCCAUUUAUCCUUACACUCCCCGGAAAGAGGACGAGCUGGAGCUGCGGAAGGGGGAGAUGUUUCUCGUGUUCGAGCGCUGCCAGGACGGCUGGUUCAAGGGGACAUCCAUGCACACCAGCAAGAUUGGGGUUUUUCCUGGCAAUUACGUCGCCCCCAUCACGAGGGCCAUGACCAGUGCUUCCCAAGGCAAAGUCCCCAUGUUGACGACCGGCCCAGCGAGUCGCGGGGGGGUCCCGGCCAACCCUCCCCCCGCAGGCGGACCUGCCCAGAAGUCCCCGGGGAACGGCGUGGCUGGCGGUCCCGGGGUCCCCACAGCCGUGGUGUCAGCAGCUCAUAUCCAGACAAGCCCCCAGGCUAAGGUCCUGCUGCACGUGUCUGGACAGAUGACCGUCAACCAGGCCCGGAGCGCUGCAAGGACAGUCUCGGCGCACAGCCAGGAGCGCCCCACGGCGGCCGUGACACCUAUCCAGGUUCAGAGCACCCCGGGGCAGCCCCACCACCCCCUGGCGUCGCCGCAGCCCCCUGCCCCACUGGGCCCCCCUGCCCACGCGGCUGCCAGCGGCCUGGGCCGGGUCGGAGGCCCCCUGGCCUGUGCCACAGCCCCAGCGAGCAUCCCCGCCGCCUCCCUGGAGCCUGAGCCCAGCGGCCGCCCCGCAACCCUGCUCCCGGGGACACCCACCUCCCCUGACAGCGGCUCGGCAGCCAGGCCAGACAAGGACGGCAAGAAAGAGAAAAAGGGGCUAUUGAAGCUGCUGUCCGGGGCCUCCACCAAGCGCAAGCCGCGGGGAUCACCGCCGGCCUCACCCACGCUGGAUGCCGAGCUGGGGGCCGAGCUGUCCUGCGGGCUCCCGGGCGCCCCCUGCGCCUGCCCCGGGCCCUGCGAUGCGGACGCCGUGGCCCCUGGCCCCCAGCGCAGGGCCUGCUCCCUGGACUCCGCCCCCGUGGCGCCACCUCCCCGGCAGCCCUGCUCAUCCCUGGGCCCCGCGGCCAGUGAGGUGCGGCCCGCCGUGUGUGAGAGACACCGGGUGGUGGUCUCCUACCCGCCGCAGAGCGAGGCAGAGCUGGAGCUCAAGGAGGGCGACAUCGUGUUCGUGCACAGGAAGCGGGAGGACGGCUGGUUCAAGGGCACGCUGCAGCGGAAUGGGAAGACGGGGCUCUUCCCCGGGAGCUUUGUGGAGAACAUCUGA